AUGUCAGCCGACGAAGAAAGCCCGCACGACCGCGAGAGCGCUGCUGCCUUCCCCCGCUGCAUUGAGUGCGGCGGCUUCGGCCUAGCGCUUGUCACAAACCCGCAGAAGAUCUGCACGCACUGUGCGCGUGUGAAAAAGGUCUUUUUCGAUCCAGAUCGCAACACCUUUUGCCGAGACGAAGGCUUUGUGGACAUUUCGCCCUCGGCGGACGGCGGUGUGCUGAAAAAGAUACUUCGCGAGGGACAGAGCGGGAAACGACAGCUGGAAGAAGGCUGUCCGACAUUUGUGCAAUAUGUAGGCCGCCUGAUGGACGGCUCUAUUUUUGACACAACACGUGAUAUGAUUGACGGGAAGCACGUGGGUGGAACGGAUGACCCGUUCGAGUUUCAAUUGGGCCGAGAGAAGGUGAUCAAAGGAUGGGAUAUUGGCGUAGCCACGAUGAGUGUGGGCGAGGUGGCACGAUUUAUCAUUGCUCCAGCGUACGCGUACGGCCAUGAGGGAUUUGCGCCGAAAGUGGAACCAGACGAGACGCUCGAUUUCGAAAUUGAGCUACUGAGCUUCAAGGACCCUUUGCCCCGUUUUCCAACGCAAGCAGAACUCGCUGAAUCCCGCAAGAAGCAGAAUGAAGAGGACCAGAAGUUGCUGGAGGAGAACCCGCCGCCCACAGUAGAUGAACGCAUCGAAUGUGCGUUGGAACAGAAGGAGAAAGGGAAUGCCUUGAUCGCUAAUCACGACUACGACCAGGCGCAAAAGUGCUACGACUCGGGUUUCGUGCACGUGUUUUACGCAAAGGAGGAGUGGGAGAAUCUGGUGUCUGACGAAGACAAAGACAAGGUGAACAAAGUCAAGCUGGUGCUCUACCUCAACCGAGCGCUGUGUAAGAUCAAGCUCGGGAAGAUCGAGGAUGCGCUGUGGGACUGCGAUCAGGCAAUUCUGCUUGAUUCGAGCAACAGCAAGGGUCAUUUCCGCCGGGGUCUUGUGUUUACCGAAAAGCUGAAGAGCGAGCUGGACAAAGAGAGCAAAGGCGAGUUCUGGAUUGUUGACAAGGGCUUCGAGUAUGCUUCCGAGGCAGAACGGAGUUUUGACAAGGCAAAGCAGCUCCUUGGCGACGCCAAUGACCGCAAAUUAUUACACGCGUUAGCCGAUCUGAAGCGAAACCAUGCGCUGUUGAACAAGUACGCUGCCAAGUACAAAGAGGAUGAAAAGAAGCUGUACAAGGAAAAGAUCUUUGACCGCUUGGAGGCCAAGAACAAGGAGCUGGAGAAGCUGGAGAAGUUGAGAGCCGAGGCCACAGAGUUUGAUGAUAUGCCUGCGCUCGAAUGA
Molecule: messenger RNA, 1323 nt
Organism: Hyaloperonospora brassicae
Lineage: Eukaryota; Oomycota; Peronosporomycetes; Peronosporales; Peronosporaceae
Source: the annotation of a GenBank genome assembly